This is a messenger RNA of Centropristis striata (black sea bass), 2039 nucleotides long. RefSeq names its product ly6/PLAUR domain-containing protein 1-like. Lineage: Eukaryota; Metazoa; Chordata; Actinopteri; Perciformes; Serranidae. The coding region runs from base 314 to 733 and encodes 139 amino acids. Gene Ontology annotation, molecular function: acetylcholine receptor inhibitor activity. The record is from RefSeq and is a predicted model, not a curated record. The transcript is spliced from 4 exons. Gene Ontology annotation, biological process: acetylcholine receptor signaling pathway.
AACUCACUGCGUUUCAUCGCCAUCUCUCUUUCAUCAGCGCGUGAAGACAAACUGACUGAUAUGAAAAUGCCAGCUGCGAGCUGCCGUCACGUGGUGCGCUUUAUGAUUUGUGCGCUCUGGAUUUGUCUCCAGUUGCGCUGGAGAAGAGAAGAGUCUUCACACUUGGCGGAGCUUCCAGCUCUCACCUCAGCCGCGCAGAGAGGAUGAGCGGAUCCGUGUCUGGGCUUUCUCCGCGGCGCUUCGUCCUCAGUGCCUCCGUCUGAACAAGUUCAUUUGGUCUGAUGUUUCCCCUCCGAGCGUCAUUUCGGAGAGAAUGUGUCUUCUCGUUUUUGCGACUUUAUUCGGAGUCUUUCUCGACGCAGGAGAUGCCCUUCAGAUCCAGUGCUACCAGUGUGAGGAGAUGAAGCACAAUGACUGCUCCACGCCGGAGUACAUCGUCAACUGCACCGUCAAUGUACAGGACAUGUGCCAGAAGGAGGUGCUGGUCAAACCCGAUGGAAUACAUUAUCGGAAGUCCUGUGCCUCCUCCGGAGCGUGCCUCAUCGCCUCCUCUGGCUACCAGCAGUUCUGCACCGGCAGGCUGAACUCAGUCUGCAUCUCCUGCUGCAACACCCCGCUCUGCAACGGGCCCCGGAGGAAGCGGCCCGUCCCUUCGGCGGCAAUGUCCAGCCGGCCCCUUCUCCUCUUCCCGUCCUGCUUCGUGCCGCUGCUGACGCUCCUUCCUGUGACGUAGAUGGAGGAUCCCUUUACGUCCCAAAUAUUGCCCUUGGAGCCCGGACCUGUGAUCUGUGCUGUGAUAUACUGAAGGGGCAGAUUUGGACACCGAGCACACUGGCUUUGUUUCCUCUCAGCGUCGAGAAAAACUCUUAAUCUGAUCGAUAAAACACCGUAACCACUGAGAAUGACACUGGAAAGCUGGAGAAGUGGAAGCAUAUCGAGCUCUCUGAAUCAUUUAUCGCUCUUGUUGCCAGAGAAGGACCAUCCAGUCUGCAAUCGAGGCAUCUCUCAAUUUCUUUGCUUUCUGUGAAGUGGAGCAUUGUGUGAGGAACCCGCUCUGAAGUUAUUUUCUGGUUAUUACGUGCUUUUAAAAGUACUGGUAGAAGUUAUUGUUAAAAAAAAAAAAAAAAGAUAUAUUUAAGCUUUUAUUUUGUGAGCUUUUGUUGAUUUUCAUUUUGAAUCAGCACUGUUUGUUUUCUUUCUUGUUAACGCUGUGGCUGUUGUUCUGAAUACAAAAAAAAUCAUAUUUUGAAUAGACAGGACUAAACCCAAAAUAUGAUUUUCCUACGACAUGACAAGCAAACAUGAAUUUGAAGGGUUCUUCUUGCAGCAUAUCAUUUAUCAUACAUAUGCAUAUUUUCCACUGCCGUACAGUAUUGAUUGACAUUUUACUAGUUGGAAUAUGAAAGAUGCAUAAAUUAUUUGCAGAGACAAUUUGUGUUAUUGAUCAAACAGUUGAUUCUGUCACACAAGAAACUAAUUACAUGGAUUAAUAAAAAAAAAUAAUUCCUCUUAAUAUCUUUUGUUAUUUAUAUUUAACAGUAAAAGAAGCACAACAUGUUUUCACUAAAGAAACUCUUCAGGGUGAUAUCAGUCACAGUUCCCUUUAAUUUAAUAUUCAUCACAACUUAAAAUAAUUCAUAUCUUGCAUGUAGACAUCACAUCAAUGAGAACACAUUUGGCUUCUUUAUUUUCAUCAUAUUUUAUUAAAAUUGGUUUAAGUUAUUUAUUUGUUUCUGCUAUUUUUCUGUUAUGUACUGUGUUAUAUUUAUAUGUAGUGAAUGUGUUUGACAACAACCAUGCACACAUUCUCUAACUGUAUUUUAUUGCCACAUGUGAUGGUAUUAAUGGUCCAAAGCUGAGCAAAAACUAAGAUACAUAUUUAUACCUGAGCAUCAUUUGACUGCUCUGGAGACAGAAAAGCUUCGAGACAGAGACGGACCAUCUGAUAAAUGUUCAUGGCGGUUUUCUGACUGGUCUUCUGUGAAGAGUAACACUGUAUUCUGCUCAUAUGUGAUGUAAAUAAAUGUUGCGGGAAAGUA